AUGAAUAAUAAAACGCUGCUUAUAGUGUUAUUACUAGUUUGCACUCUAGAAGGUAUGUAUUUAAAGUGAAUUUUAAGCUUAAUAAUUCAUUUAAUUGGGAAGCAAUCUAAAAUUGCAUAGUUUAAGUGAAUUGCAUCAAUUAGAGACUAAUUAAUUAGAUUGUAGUCCAAUGUUGGGAGAAGUGAGCACUUCAAUUGAUGCAUGGUCAGAAAUAUUAGAGAAUUAAGAUUAACUUAACACAGAUUCGCAUAAUCUUUAAUAAUUAAAGGUAGCAUUACAAGAUUUCCGUGGAGAUAGUUAUAAUGAUGUAGAACCUGGUAAUAUAUUAAUUAUAUCAUUCUAGUAUUAUUGCAAUUCAGAAAUUCAUUUUCAGAUAUUAUGAGUUAAAUUAGCUAACAUCAUUUAUAAAUUACACCAUAUUAAAGAUGGAGAAAAGAUAGUGCCAUGGAAUUAUAAGGAGUAGUAAGUUUAUUAGAUACUGCAGAGAAUGAGAAAGACUUAGAAUUAUGUUGUGAUAGAAUCGAAUAAUUAAUUAAUAGAUUAUUGAAAGAGAGAGAAUAAGUUAGAAAUUAAUGUUAAAAAGGACCAUAAGUAUUAUUAUACAAAUAUAUUAUUAGAUUACAAUCAACAUUAUCAAUUCUAAAUCUGAUUAAGUUAGAGAAAUAACUAAAGAAUGUUCUGAUGGUUAAGGAACCAUUGUUAGAAUUAAACCAAAAGAUGAUGAUGGAUAAGUAGUAAUCCCAACUAAACCUGAUGGUUAAUAAUAAGGAAAAGAUGAAAUCAAAAAACCUAUUUAACCAACAUAACCAGUCAGACCUAAACCAGAUGAUAGAGUCCCUGAAGAUGAUGAAUAAUAAGAAUAAAGUGUUUCUGAACCAAGUAGUACAACAGAUGAAGAAGAUGAUGAAGAUUCAUCAAACAAAAAGAAACCAGCUGAUUUUACUAAUCCAGAUCCUGUUAAUUAAAAAGAUAGAGAAAGUUAGGAACCAUUUACUGAAUAUGGUUAUGGAUAUUGGGCUAAAUUUUUGUUGGCAUAUCCUAAAUUCUUACCUAAUGGAAAAGAUGCUCCUUGGUAUUUUGUUUCCAGAUUGAGUGCCAAUAAAAAAGAUGAAAAUAUUAAUAUGGGAGAUAGAUUAUUAGCUGUUUGGUUAGGUAAAGGAUAUUAUCAUUUCACAACUUGUGAUUAACCAAAGAAUUAACCAAAUGUUGUUCAAAAUGUUAAUUAUCCUGAAGAUUUUGAUGGUGUUUGGACAUAUAUUUACUAUUCAUAUAGUGUUGAAAAAAAGAAGGCUGUUGCUUUUGUUAAAUUUGGAAAUGAUGAUCUUAAAAAAAUUACUCAUGAAGUCUUAAAUCCAUCAACAAAAUGGGUUAAAUUCACUAUUGGAGGUAAAGAUUAAAAUAGAUAUCCUGGUUUCAAUGGUUUAAUCUAAUAGGUCUAUUUCAGUACUAAACCAGGUGUUUUCCUUGAUUCUGAAGAUGAUGUUAUUGGAAAAUUGUAAUAAUAAAAGAAACAACCCAGAGACUUCUUACCUGAAUUAAUUACAUAUAAAGUAGUCUCAAAUCCAUAAUAAAGAGAUCCUGAAACUAAAGAAGUACUUUCUAUUGUUGGAACAUCAAAAAAUCCUAAAUUCCCACAUGAAUAUGCUUUCAGUGGUUGGUUCAAAUGGGAAGUACCUAAAUAAUAAUAAGAAUGGCAUAACAUCUUUAGAGUUUAAAUUCAAUAACCAUCAACUGAUAAAUUUUUGGGAGAUAGAACAUUAUCUGCUUGGGUUGGUAAAUAAGAUGGAGGUAUUAUUCACUUACCAACAUAUACAUUCACUAAUUUGGAAGGUGCUGGAAAUCCUAAUGUUGUUAAAAAUAUACCACACUAAAAUAGACAUACUGAAUGGUUCUUUGUUUAUUUUGGAUAUUCAAGACCUUAAAAGAAAGCUGUUGCUUCAAUUCAAUGGAAAUAAUCUACAGAUAAAUUAGAAUAUGAUAAUAUUAGACACUUUCAAGUUCCUAAGUUCUUCAUUUAUGUAGGAAAAGACAAAUAAUUCCCAGGAUUUAAUGGUAAAGUUGCAUUAGUAUCUUUCAAUGUUGGAGAAGGAUCAUUCAAACCAAAUAAUGAUUUUACUGGAAAAGGAGAUCCAUUUAAUUUUGAAAAUGGUAAAAAGAAAUUGAUUGGUGUUCAACCAGAAAUUGAUACUGAAGAAGAUCCUGAAAAAUAAAAGAAACCAUAUAAAGUAGUAGAUGAUGCAGAUACUGAUGGUUUAAUUAGACCAAGUUCAAGUGAAGAAAAUAAACCAGUCAUUGAAGAAACUUAAGAAGAUGAAAAUGAGUUUGUUGAAUAUGGUUAUGGAUAUUGGAUGAGAUUCUUAACUGCUUAUCCUGAUAGAUUAUUAAAUGGAAAGAAUGCUCCAUGGUACUUUGUUUCUAGAUUAACUUCUAAUAUGAAUUACAAAAAUAUUGAAAUGGGUGACAGAUUAUUAGCUAUUUGGUAAGGUUAAGGAUAUUAUCAUUUUACUACUUGUGAUUAACCAAAGAACCAAGCUAAUGUAAUUCAAAAUAUUAAUUAUCCAAAUGAUAUUGAAGGUUUAUGGACCUAUGUUUACUAUUCAUAUAGUUCAGAAGCUAAGAAAGCUAUUGCCUUCAUAAAAUAUGCAGAUUAAGAACCAAGAACAAUCUUACACUCAGUUUAACAUCCAGCUACAAAGAGAGUCAAAUUCAUUUUAGGUGGUAUGGAUAAUAAAUAAUAUCCUGGAUUUAAUGGUUUAUUCAGUUAAAUUACUUUUUCUGCUAGACCAGGAGUAUUUUUAGAUACAAUUGAAGACUUUUCAGAUUAAUUGAAAAGAACAAUCAUACCAAAAUAAGAUUUGGAUUAAUUCUAUAAUCAUGAAUUAAUUUCUGAUGUUGUUUCCAGAAAACCAAAUGAUAUUCCAGAUUAUGAUGAAAUUGGAGGAGGACAAGAAAUGUUCCCACAUGAAUAUGCUAUUUCUGGAUGGUUCAAAUGGGAAUAAACUUAAUAAUAAGUUUGGCACAAUGUAUUUAGAGUAUAAAUCAAAAAACCAUCAACUGACAGAUUCUUAGGAGAUAGAACAUUAUCUUGUUGGAUUGGUACUGCUUAAGGUGGAAUCUUACAUUUCCCAACAUAUACAUACACUAAUAUGAAUGGAGCAGGUAAUCCAAAUAUGGUUAGCAACAUUCAACAUAAGAAUAGAAUUUUCGAUUGGUUCUUUGUUUACUUUGGAUAUUCAAAGAAUUUAUAAAAAGCAUUUGUUGGAGUUAGAUUUGCUACAGGUAUUGAAACUUUAGAAUAUAACAAUGUCAAUCACUAUUAUGCACCAAAAUUCUAUACAUUUGCUGGUAAAGACAUGCACUUCCCAGGAUUGAAUGGUAAAUUGGCAUAUGUGAACUUUAAUUUAGGAGAUGGAACAUUCAGAAAAACUCCAGAUUUCAAACAUCCAGAUGAUAUCUUCGGAUUAUAAAAAGGUGAAAUUAACAUACUCAAAAAACCAGAUUAAAAGAAAGUAUAACCAGAAGUAGAUAAAGAAACUGGAGAAACUUAAAUUCCAAAUGGAGUAUCUGACAAUACACCUAAAGUAACUAAAGAAUUCAAAUCAGAAUAACCAUUAAGUGAAUAUGGUUAUGGAUAUUGGAUGAGAUUCUUAACAGCUUAUCCCGUUAAAUUGCCUAACGGAAAGAAUGCCCCAUGGUAUUUCAUUUCCAGAUUGGCUAACAGACCUAAUUAUGAUAAUAUUGCUAUGGGAGAUAGAACAUUGGCUAUAUGGUAAGGAUAAGGAUAUUAUCACUUCACCACAUGCAAUUUACCAGGAUAAGUUAAUGUAAUCAAGAAUGUUAAUUAUCCAGCUGACAUUGAAGGAUUAUGGACAUAUGUUUACUAUUCAUAUAGUAAAUAAGAGAAGAAGGCAGUCGCAUUCAUUCAAUUUGGUGCUACAGAUCCUAUUGAUGUUGUUCAUUAAGUCACUCAUCCAGAUAAUACAUAUGUUAAAUUUAUUUUGGGAGGUAAAGACAACAACAGAUAUCCUGCAUUUAAUGGUUAAUUCUAAUCAGUUGUUCACUCAGCUUCCCCUGGUGCAUAUAUUGGAUCAAUUGACUAAUUUAAGGCUUUCCUUAAUAAACAACCAAAUCCUUUAGCAUCUAAAGUUCCUUUGACAACUACUACAUUAGUUGACAGUUAAAUUACAAGAAAUCCAGGAACACCAGGAAAUACAUAAACAGUUGAAGCCCCAUUCCCUAAAGAAUAUGCAUUUUCAGGUUGGUUCAAAUGGGAAUAACCUACACCCUAAUAGGCAUGGCAUAAUCUCUUCAGAGUCCAAAUUAGUUAACCAUCAACAGAUAAUAGUCAUGGUGAUAGAACUUUAGCAGGAUGGGUUGGAAGUGGAGCAGGAGGUAUCAUUCAUUUAACAACAUACUCAUACAAGAAUAUGAAUGGAGCUGGUCCAAAUAAUUUACCUUAAAAUAUUAAUCAUAAAAAUAGACAUUUUGAAUGGUUCUUUGUUUACAUGGGUUAUUCAAAGAAUGAUAAAGCUGCUUAUUCUUAUGUCAAAUGGAGAGAUAGUGAAGAUAAUUUAGAAUUUAAAGACAUCAAUCAUUAUUUUGCUAAGAAAUAUUUUGUUUUUGUUGGUAAAGAUGUUCAAUUCCCAGGAUUCAAUGGAAGAAUAGCAUCAACAUCCUUUAAUCAUGGAGAAGGAUCAUUUAGAAAAGGAAAUGAUUUCAAACAUCCAACUGAUGCAUUCAGAUUUGAUAAAGGAAGUUAAUUGGUACCAAAAGUUGAUCCAACAAAACCUGUUGUUGAUGAUAAGACUGAAUAUGGUAGCAAAUUCAAUAAUAAUGCACCAAAUGUUGAUAAGACAUUGUCAUCAAAUGAUCUUUUGGUUGAAUAUGGUUAUGGUUUCUGGGCUAGAUACUUAACAGCUUACCCAGCUAGAUUAAUUAAUGGAAAGAAUUAACCAUGGUACUUUGUUGCAAGAUUGACAACAAAUGUUUAAUAUGAUAAUAUUAGAAUGGGAGAUCGAGCUUUAGCUAUUUGGUAAGGAUAAGGAUUCUAUCAUUAUACAACAUGUAAUAAAUAAAAUGGAAAUGUUAAUGUCAUUUAAAAUAUCAAUUAUCCAGCUGAUAUUGAAGGAGUUUGGACAUAUAUAUAUUAUUCAUACAGUGCAGAAAAGAAGAAAGCAGUAGGAUUCAUUAAGUAUGGAAAUGAAGAAGUCAAGUCUAUUACUCAUUCAAUAACACAUCCAGAAACAAGAUAAGUUAGAUUCAUUCUAGGUGGUAUGGAUAACAACAGAUAUCCAGCCUUUAAUGGUAUAUUCACUAAAGUCUCAUAUUCUCAUGAAAAAGGAGCAUUUAUUGAUAGUUUAGAUGCAUUGAGACCUAGAAUUGGAAUUGUACCUGAUGUCGAUACACCAGCUGUUAACAAGAAACUCGUUGCAGGAUAAAUUGAAAGAGUUCCAACUGUUGCUCAUAUUGGCGAAACUGUUGGAGAUGAAUAAACUAAAUUACCAUAAGAAUAUGCUUUAAGUGGAUGGUUCAGAUGGGAUAAAUUAUAAGGAUAGUAAGUAUGGCAUAACAUUUUCAGAGUUUCAAUUAAUUCACCAUUCUCUGAUAGAUUUUUAGGAGAUAGAACAUUAGCUGUUUGGGUUGGUACUGUUUCUGGAGGUAUUUUACAUCACACUACCUAUACAUACAAUAAUAUGAAUGGAGCAGGAAAUCCUAAUAUUGUUCAAAAUAUAUAACAUAAAGAUAGACAUUAAGAAUGGUUCUUUUUGUAUUAUGGAUAUUCAAAGAAAGAUCAAAAAGCUUAUGCCUAUAUCAAAUUCAAGGAUAGUGAAGAAACUUUAACAUUCUAAAAAAUUAAUCACUAUUUAGCACCAAAAUUCUUUGUUUAUUUAGGCAAAGAUCCUAACUUUUAAGGAUUCAAUGGUUAAAUUGGAUUUGUUAAUUUCAAUAUUGGUAAAGGUAGUUUCAAAUCAGGAAAUGAUUUCACAGAUGACUCAGAUAGAUUUGGAUUUUCAGAUGGAUCUAAAGCAAUUGCUAAACCUGUUGAACCACCUAAACCAGAAGCAAUUCCUGAAGCUGAUAAAUAAGUGUUUGCAAGUGCUUCAAGUGUUGAUUCACCAAAAGUUGACAAAUAGACUGUUCCAAGUGACUAAAAUCUUGUUGAAUAUGGUUAUGGAUAUUGGUUGAGAUAUUUAACAAAAUAUCCUGAAUAAUUACCAAAUGGAAAGAAUUAACCAUGGUACUUUGUAUCCAGAUUGACAACAAAUGUUCAAUAUGAUAAUAUUAGAAUGGGAGAUAGAGCAUUGGCUAUCUGGUAAGGAUAAGGAUAUUAUCAUUUCACAACAUGUGAUUAAAAGAGUAACAAUGCUAAUGUGAUUAAGAAUGUCGAUUAUCCCAAUGAUAUUGAAGGUGUUUGGACUUACAUUUACUAUUCAUACAGUACAAAGGAGAAUAAUGCAGUUGCAUUUAUUAAGUUUGGAGAAAGUGAUUUCUAAUAAGCAACACAUCAAGUUACACAUCCAGCUGCUAAAUAAGUUAGAUUCAUAUUGGGAGGUACAGAUGAAAAGAGAUAUCCAGCAUUUAAUGGUCUUUUCACUAAUGUUUACUUUAAUAGUAGAGUUGGAGCCUAUAUUAAUUCAUUGUCCAAUCUUAACAAAUUAUUAGAUACUCAAGGACCGAAACCAAGUAUAAAACUAGUUGAAUUGACUACUACUACCUUGAUUGAUAAGGAAAUCUCUAGAACUCCAAAAGAUGAACCUGUCACAACCGAAGUUGAAGAAAAGAAAUUACCUCAUCAAUAUGCAUUUAGUGGCUGGUUUAGAUGGGGAGCUAUGUCAUAAGAACCUUGGCAUAAUAUUUUCAGAGUUUAAAUUAAGACACCUUCAACUGAUAGCGUGUUGGGAGACAGAACCUUAUCAGCUUGGUUGGGAACAGCAGAAGGAGGCAUAAUCCAUUUACCUACUUACACUUAUACUAAUAUGAAUGGUGGCGGUAAUUCAAAUCUUUUCAAGAACAUUUAACAUAAAGGAAGAAAUACUGAAUGGCAUUUCAUUUACUUUGGAUAUUCAAAGGACUAAAACAAAGCUUAAGUUUAUGUUAAAUGGACAUAAUCAGAGGAUACUCUUGAAUACCCUGACACCAGACAUUACUUUGCAUCAAAAUUCUAUAUCUUUACAGGAAGAGAUAAGCAUUUCCCUGGUUUCAAUGGUAAUAUCGCAUAAGCCAAAUUUAAUAUUGGUGAAGGAUCCUUUGUUGCUGACAAAAACUUUAACUUACCAAAAGAUCCAUUUUCAUUUGGCAGUGGAAUUAAUACUUACCAUAAAGAUUAACCUAAACCAUAAACAGAAACUAAACCAGAUUCUAAAGUUCUUGACAAUUCAGAAGGACAAAAAGUACCAGCAUUAAAUAAAGAAUUGAAAGAUGACAAGGAAUUAACAAGUUAUGGAUAUGGAUUUUGGAUGAGAUAUUUAACAGUUUAUCCAGAAAGAUAAAUUAAUGGAAAAAAUUAACCUUGGUACUUUGUUUCAAGAUUAACAUGGAAUGAAAAAUAUGAUAAUAUUGGUAUGGGAGACAGAACAUUAGCUAUAUGGUAAGGAGCAGGAUUCUAUCACUUCACUACAUGCAAUAUUGCAAAUGGAAAUACCAACCUUAUCUAAAAUAUUAAUUUCCCAAAUGAUAUUGAAGGAUUAUGGACAUAUGUCUACUAUUCAUACAGCAGAGCCAAUAAAUAAGCUGUUGCAUUCAUUCAAUAUGGUAAUGAUGCUCCAUAAACAGCUACACAUUCCACUUAACACAAGGAUACUAAAUAUGUUAGAUUUAUUUUGGGAGGUAAUGAUGAAGGAAGAUAUCCAGGAUUCAAUGGUCAAUUUACAGGUGUUUCAAUUGAUUAAACUUAUAUUGGUACAGUUGAUGAAUUCAAAGCAUUUGUCUCAAAGAUUGGAACUCCAUAAGUAGGAUUGAAAUAAUUGACAACUGUAGGUUUGGUUGAUUAGAUUAGCAGAAGUUCUGAAGCAGAUAUCACAAAAGAAGCAACUGUUGGAGGAGGUGAUUAGAGAUUCCCAUAAGAAUAUGCUAUUAGUGGUUGGUUCAAAUGGAAACCUACUGCUUAGGCAGCUUGGCAUAACAUUUUCAGAGUUUAAAUUAAGAAACCAUCUACUGAUAAUUUCUUGGGAGAUAGAACAUUAACAAUGUGGGUUGGUACUCCUGAAGGAGGUAUUCUCCAUUUCCCAACAUAUACAUAUGACAAUAUGGUUGGUGGAGGAAAUACAAAUCUCUACAAAAACAUUCAACACAAAUAAAGACAUCUUGAAUGGUUCUAUGUCUAUUAUGGAUAUUCUAGAACAAUUUCUAAGGCUUAAGUAUAUGUUAAAUGGGCUUCUACUGAUGAUAGUCUUACUUAUGAUAAUGUUAGACAUUAUUUGACUCCAGAGUUCUAUGUAUUUGUUGGCAGAGACAAGCAAUAUCCAGGACUUAGUGGUAAAAUGGGUUAUGUGAAAUUCAAUCUUGGAGAUGGGGCAUUCUUAAAAGAUCCAACUUUCGACCAUCCAUAAGAUGCCUUUGGAUUCAAAUCUGGAGUUGAGAAUUUGGUUAAGAAACCUGCUGUUGCAAUUGAACCAGGAACACCAAUUACAGAAGAAUUAACAAAUGGAUUUGAAUAAAAGAACCCAGUUGUUGAUAAAGCUGCACCUGCUGAAAGAGAUCUUGAAGAAUAUGGUUAUGGAUUCUGGUUCAGAUUCUUACAUAAUUAUCCAGUUAGAUUACCAAAUGGAAAGAAUCAACCAUGGUAUUUCGUUGCAAGAUUGGCUAAUUAAGAGAAAUAUGAUAACAUUAGAAUGGGAGAUAGAAUGUUGGCUGUUUGGUAAGGAUAAGGAUAUUAUCAUUUCACUACAUGCAACAAAGUUGAUAACAAUCCAAAUUACAUUAAGAACAUCAACUAUCCAGAAGAUAUUGAAGGAUUAUGGACAUAUCUUUACUAUUCAUAUAGUGAUGAUAAGAAUAGAGCAGUUGGUCAUAUCAAAUACGGAAAUGAUGAUAUCCAAUCAAUUAAACAUGAUGUGAACCAUCCUGAAACUAAAUAUGUUAGAUUCAUAUUGGGAGGUAAUGAUGAAGGAAGAUAUCCAGGAUUUAAUGGUGUGUUCUCACAAAUAACAUUUAGCACCAAAGAAGGAGCAUUUAUUGAUACAGCAGAUCUCUUGAAAGGAUUCAUGAGUAAAUUAAAUAAGCCUGCUUAAGGAUUCAAUGAUUUAGCCAAUUAUAAAUUAGUUGAAGAUAGCUUGACAAGAACCUCUGAUGAUAAACCACUAACAAAGGUUAUAGGAAAAGAAACAGAAAGAUUCCCAGCUGAAUAUGCAUUCAGUGGAUGGUUCAAAUGGUAACCUUUAGCCUAAUAGCCAUGGCAUAACAUUUUCAGAGUUUAAAUUAAAACACCUUCUACAGAUAAUGUUUUAGGUGACAGAACAUUAACAGCUUGGGUUGGAACAGCUGAAGGAGGUAUCAUUCACUUACCAACAUACACAUACACUAAUAUGAAUGGUGCAGGAAAUGCUAAUGUUUGGAAGAAUAUUUAACACAAGAACAGAAUAACUAGCUGGUUCUUCCUCUACUUCGGAUAUUCAAAAGAUUAAUAAUUAGCCUAAGCCUACAUUAAAUGGACAGAUGGUGAAGAUCAAUUAUCAUAUGAGAAGACCAAUCAUUAUUUGGCAACCUAAUUCUAUGUGUUUACAGGUAGAGAUGAUCAUUUCCCAGGAUUUAAUGGAAAAUUGGGCGAAGUUAAUUUCAAUAUUGGUAAAGGUGCAUUCAGAAAACCAACUGAUUAUUCACAUGAAAAGGACAUUUUUGGUUUCAAGAGUGGUACAGAUAAAUUCAUUAAGAAACCAAGUGAUGAAUUUAAGCCUGCUGAUGCUGAUAAAAAUAUUCUUGAAAACGCUUCAAGCUAAGACAAGCCAGUUGUUGAUAAGGAAGCAAGUUCUGAAAAACCAUUUGAAUAAUAUGGUUAUGGUUUCUGGAUGAGAUUCUUAUCUAAAUAUCCAGAGUAAUUACCAAAUGGAAAAAACUAACCAUGGUACUUUGUAUCCAGAUUGGCUAAUUAAGAAAAAUAUGAUAAUAUUAGAAUGGGAGAUAGAACAUUGGCUAUCUGGUAAGGAUAAGGAUAUUAUCAUUUCACAACAUGCUCCUCUGCUACAAAUAAUCCAAAUUUGAUUCAAAAUAAUAACUAUCCUGAUGAUAUUGAAGGAUUGUGGACAUAUGUUUAUUAUUCAUACAGUUCUGAAUAAAAUAAAGCUAUUGGUUUCAUCAAAUAUGGUAAUACAGAUUUCUAAAGAAUUGUUCAUGAAACUACUCAUUCUUUAACUAAAUAUUUGAGAUUCAUUGUUGGUGGUAAUGAUGCUAAGAGAUACCCAGGAUUCAAUGGUUUGUUCACAUCAGUCACAUUCUCUACUGAAUCAGCCUUUGUUUCAGAUGUCGAUAAGUUGAAUGCUUACCUACUCAAGAAUUAAGCACCAAACGUUGUUGUUCCAUUAUAAACAACUGAAUUGUUGAAAGAUCAAAUCGCAAGAGAUAAGGAUGAAAAACCAAGUGCUGUAUAAUCAGUAGGAAGCAAUAAUAAAUUCCCAUUAGAAUAUGCAUUGAGUGGUUGGUUUAGAUGGAAGCCAACAGCAUAAGCAGCAUGGCAUAAUGUUUUCAGAGUCCAAAUUAAGAAGACACCAGUUACAGAUAGUUGGUUAGGAGAUAGAACACUCACUUGUUGGGUUGGUACUGCUGAAGGGGGUAUUUUACAUUUCCCUACAUACACUUAUACUAAUAUGAAUGGUGGAGGAAAUAACAAUUUCUACAAAAACAUAUAAUAUAAGAAUAGAAUUAAUGAAUGGUUCUAUGUUUACUAUGGAUAUUCUAAAGUCUAAGCUGCAACCUAGAUUUAUGUCAAAUGGUUUGAUUCUGAAGAUAGCAUGUCCUAUGAUAAAAUAAAUCAUUAUUUGACACCAGAAUUCUAAGUUUGGGUUGGUAGAGAUGAACCAUUUGUUGGUUUCAACGGUAGAAUUGCUUAUGUUAAUUUCAAUGCUGGUGAUGGUGCUUAUGUCAAAAAUAAUAAAUUUGAUCAUCCAUAAGACAUCUUCAAAUUCAAUGUUGGAUAAGCUAAAUUAUUUGAAAAAUAAGAAGAAGUUAAACCAGGAUAAGUUAAUAAAGAUUUAUUAAUUAGUCCAACAAGUCAAGAUAAACCAGUAAUUGAUUCAAAUGUUAAAUAAGAUAAUAAUUUAGAAGAGUAUGGUUAUGGUUUCUGGUUGAGAUAUUUAACAGCCUUCCCAGAAAGAAUGCUUAGUGGUAAGAACUAACCAUGGUACUUUGUUGCUAGAUUAGCUAAUCAAGAAAAUUAUGAUAAUGUUAGAAUGGGUGAUAGAUUAUUGGCUAUUUGGUAAGGAUAAGGAUAUUAUCAUUAUACAACUUGUAAUGCAGUUAAUGGAAAUGUUAAUGUCAUUUAAAAUAUUGAUUAUCCAGCUGAUAUUGAAGGUGUUUGGACAUACAUCUACUAUUCAUACAGUGAAGCUAAAUCAAGAGCUGUUGGUUUCAUCAAAUAUGGAUCUGAAGAUACAAUCAAAGCAAUCAGACAUGAUGUUACUCAUCCAGAUACAAAAUAUGUCAGAUUCAUUUUAGGAGGUACUGAUGCUAAAAGAUAUCCUGGCUUCAAUGGUAUUUUCACUUAAGUCACAUUUGAUGCAGCUAAAGGAGUUUUCAUUGACACAGUUGAUUAAUUGAAAGGAUACAUGAAUAAAUUAGAGAGCCCAACAGUUGGUUAAGUUGAUUUACAAACUUAUAGAUUGAUUACAAAUGAAAUAUUUAGAGAGAAGACCAAUGAUCCAAACUUUAAUGCUAUUGGAAAAGAUAAUGAAAGAUUCCCAUUAGAAUAUUCUAUCAGUGGUUGGUUCAAAUGGUAAUAAGCACCAUAAGAUGUUUGGUAAAAUAUUUUCAGAGUUUCAUUAAAUGAGAAACCUGCUGAUCAAUUCUUGGGAGAUAGAACAUUCGCUGCUUGGAUUGGAACAAGCGAAGGAGGUAUCAUUCACCUUCCAACAUAUACUUAUGCUAACAUGAAUGGAGGUGGAAAUGCAAAUGUAUGGAAGAAUAUCUAACACAAAGAAAGACAUACCAAAUGGUUCUUCAUUUAUUUCGGAUAUUCUAAGACUUAAGCUAAGGCAUAUUCUUAUAUCAAAUGGUAAACAGAGGAUGAUUUCUUAAAUUAUGAUAAUACAAACCAUUACUAUGCACCAAACUUUUAAGUAUUCUUAGGAAGAGAUAAGUUCUUCCCAGGUUGGAAUGGUAAGAUUGCAUAUGCUCAAUUCAAUUUGGGUAAAGGUGCAUUUAGAAAUGCUAAAGAUUUCACUCAUCCCAAUGAUGCUUUCGGUAUUGGAGCUGGUAUUGAUAAAUUAAAGAAACCAGACACUGGAUUUAAACCAGCUGAUUCUGAUCCUGCAGUUAAAGAAAAUGCAUUCAAUUAAGAUAAACCAAUACACGAUAAGACUGCCACUUCAGAAAAUCCAUUUGAUGAAUAUGGUUAUGGAUUUUGGAUGAGAUUCUUAACAGUACAUCCUUAAAGAUUAAAUAAUGGUAAGAAUGAAGCUUGGUAUUUCAUUGCUAGAUUAGCUAAUUAAGAAAAAUAUGAUAAUAUUAGAAUGGGAGAUAGAAUGUUAGCUAUGUGGUAAGGACAAGGAUAUUAUCAUUUCACAGCAGCUAAUGUUUUGACUGGAAAUCCAAAUAUGAUUCAAAAUGUUAAUUAUCCAGAGGAUAUUGAAGGUUUGUGGACUUAUGUUUACUAUUCAUACAGUGUAGAAGAGAAUAAAGCAUAAGGUUUUAUUAAGUUUGGAGAUGAGAACUUCAAAUAGAUCACACAUUAAACAACUUAACCAUUGACUAAAUAUUUAAGAUUCAUUGUUGGUGGUAAUGAUGAUAAGAGAUAUCCAGGAUUCAAUGGUUUAUUCACAUCAAUUACAUUCUCAUCUUAAGUAGGAGCUUAUGUUGAUAAUAUGGAUGCUUUGAAUAAAUAUCUUAAUGCUAAUCCAUAUCCUAAAUUGGAUACUACUCCAUAGAAUUAUUUAUUGAUCAAAGAUCCAAUUAAUAGAAAACCAGAAAAUGAAUUUUUCUUAAGAGAAUUUGGAGAGGAGAAGUAAAGAUUCCCUCUAGAAUACUCAAUUAGUGGAUGGUAUAAAUGGAUUGAAGGAACUCCAGCAAAUCAAUGGUAGAAUUUAUAUAGAGUAUUAUUGAAGAAAGAACCAACAGAUACAGCAAUAUUGGGAGAUAGAACAUUAGCAGGUUGGAUUGGAUUUGGUAAUAUUCAUUAGAGUACAUACACUUAUGUGAAUAUGAAUGGAGCAGGAAAUAACAAUAUUUGGAAAUAGGCUGAACAUAAAGAUAGACAUUUAAGAUGGUUCUUUGUUUAUCAUGGAUAUUCAAGAACUGAUAGAUUAUCAUAUGCUUAUGUAUAAUACAAUAAGGGAGCAGAAUCAUUAUCAUGGGAUAAGGUUAAUCAUUACUUCGUUCCAAGAUUUUAUGUUUAUGUAGGAAAAGAUGCUAUUAAUGGAUUCAAUGGUUAAAUUGGAGCAAUGAAUUUCAAUAUUGGAGCAGGUUCAUUUAGAAAGGGAGAUGAUUUCACACAUGAUAAAGAUUUCUUUGGAUUUGGUGCACCAUUUGUUUAGACUAAAGUGAAACCAUUUGAUAUCAAAGAUAGAGCAACAGAUCUUUUAGAAAGUGCAGCCCCAACAUAAGAGAAACCAUCAUAUACUAAGGUAUUGCCAGAAGAUGAGGUAGCAAGUGCUGAAGAGUAUGGUUAUGGAUUCUGGGCAAGAUAUUUGACUUAAUAUCCAACUCCAUAAAGAACAGGAAUGUAAGGUGAAUGGACCUUUGUUUCAAGAUUAACAAAGAAUUAGAAAUUGUAGGAUGUUACUUUAGGAGAUAGAACUUUGGCUAUAUUCUUGAAUAGAAAUAGUGCCUUUUACUUUGCUACUACAAAUGCUGGUAAUCCAAAUGCAUUUGUUAAUUCAGCAGUGAGACCAGAUUUCGAAGGAGUUUGGAUUUACAUACAUUUCAGUCAUAAUUUGGAAAAGAAAUCAAGUGUUGCCUUCCUAAAAUAUGGUGAUGAGAAACCCUUGAAAUUCUAAUAAGUAGCCUCUCAUGUACCACCAUCAUUCUUACAAUUCUUUUUGGGAGGUAAGGAUUUCUACAAUUCAUGGAAUGGUCAAUUCAGUGAUGUUAUGGUUUCAGCAAGUAAAGGUAUCUUCAUUGAAGAUGAAGCUGCAUUGACUAAACAUUUAUCAGGAUUUAAGAUGCCAGCUUAAUUCAAUUAUGAUUUAAAGACUUUUGAAGUAAUUCCUAAAGAAUAACCCUAUGAUGCUAAAUAAGAAAUCAAGGAAUAAAUGUUCUAAGAAGAUGUUGCUUUGAGACCAGAAUAUGCUUGGUCAGGUUGGUUCAAAUGGGAUAACACUCCAACAGGAAGUUGGUUCUUAUAUGCUAGAUUAAGUAUAUUCUAAGGACCUGAGAAUUUAUAAGCUUUAGGAGAUAGAACAUUGGCAGCUUGGGCAGGAACAAAUGUAUUAUAAUUCUCAACAUAUAACUAUAAUAAUUUAGUAGGAGGAGGAAAUGCUGAUAGUUGGAAUAGAUUAAACUUUGGAUAAGACUUAGUAAGAUGGCAUUAUAUAUACUUUGGAUAUUCUUUGAUUGAGAGAGCAGCUUAUUAUCGAGUAGAGUUUAAAGGAAGAUUGGAAGAAUUCACUUUCAAAGAUCACAAACACUAUUAUCCAAAUAGAUUCUCAUUAUAAGUUGGUAAAGACAAGUUCUCUGCACCAUUUGUUGGUCUUGCAGCCUUUUUCAGAUUGAAUGUUGGUGAAGGUGCUUAUAGAACAAGUGGAUAUGAGAAAGCUAAGAAUGACAUCUUUGCUUAUAAUCUAGGUAAAUAAGCUUAUGUCAGACCAUCUCCCACAUUUGAUGUGAAUAAAGAUUAAAAUAAGGGAGUUUCUGAUUCACCAGUUGAUGGCAAGGAUCCAGUAUGGACAAAGAAAAUGAUUGGUUCAGAUUUAGAUGAUAUUAAUGAAUAUGGUUAUUCAAUGUGGUUGAGACAUUUAGCUCAUUAUCCAGUUCAAAUGCCAAGAGGAUUAGCUGAUAAGGUUUGGUCAUUUGUUGCCAGAUUAACUAAGAAUCAAUAAUUAUAAGAUAUUACUGUUGGAGAUAGAGUCUUAGCUGUUUGGUUAAAUUAAGGAAAUUCAUAUCACUUUACAACAUAUAAUUAAGGUAAUCCAAAUAUGGUUUAGAAUAUCAAUAAUCCAACUGAUAUUGAUGGUGUUUGGUAUUAUUUACAUUUUGCUCAUAAUCUUGGAAGUAAAUAAUCAGUAGGUUUCUUACAUAAUGGAGAAAAAUUAAAUAAGGUUGUCUUUGCAGCUGAACAUACUCCACCUACUUUCUUAUAAUUCUAUUUGGGAGGAUCAUAACUUAAUUAUCCAGCAUUCAAUGGUUAAUUUGCUAAUAUAAUCUUCUCAGUAGGAGAUGGAAUCUUUAAGAAGGAUGAGGCUGAAUUCAAUGCAUUCUUUACUGAACUCAAAUAACCAGAUCUAUUCAACAGAAAUCUUGUAACCAAGAAUAUUAUUGAUGCACCAAAAGAAUUUGGAAAAGAUAGUGCUAAAGAUGAAAAGGUUUUCAAUGAAUAUGCUUUGGUUGGAGAAUAUUCAUGGUCAGGUUGGUUUAAAUGGACUCCAACUGUAUAAUAAGCAUGGCAUUUAAUGGUUAGAGUAUCAACUCUUCAAGAUUCUUAAGAUUUAACAUUCUUAGGAGAUAGAACUUUAAGUGCAUGGGUUGGAUAAGGAUAUUUGACAUUUGCUUGUUAUCAUGCUGCUAAUGUCAAUGCUGCAGGAAAUCCUAAUUAAUAUUAGAAUAUUAAUUAUGAGACAGAUUAUACAAAAUGGCAUUUCAUUUUCUUUGGAUAUUCUAGACCAUAAAGAUUAGCAUAAGCUAAAGUCGAAUUUAGAGACAGAAAUGCAGAAGUACUUUUCAAAAAUACAUUCCAAUAUUUACCAAAUAAAUUCUCAGUUUAUGCAGCUAAAGAUAAAGUAUAUGCAUCAUAUAGUGGUAAUAUUGCACAUUUGAGAUUUAAUGGAGGUGAUGGUGCUUUUGAUCCUAAAUCUUAUGCUGAUAAUAAAUAAGAUAUCUUCGGAUACAAUGUUGGCAAAGAUAAUGUAAAAGAAAAAGAACCAGAAGUAGAUCCAGUCAGAUAAUAAGAAGUAUUAGAUUCAGCAUGGAAUUAAGAUAAACCAGUUUAUUAGACUGAAUUCAGGAAAGAAGAAUUAGCUGGUAUCUAAGAAUAUGGUUAUGGAUUCUAUUACAGACAUUUGGAAUAAUAUCCAGUUUAAAUGAGAGAAGGUAGAUUAGAACCAUGGUACAUGAUGUCAAGAUUAUCAUGGAAUAAAGAUGAAGGAAAUAUUAGAAUGGGAGAUAGAUUAUUAGCUACUUGGUAAGAAUAAGCUGCUAUUCUAUUUGUUACAAAUAAUUUACCAGGAGAUGCAAAUAUGUUAGGAAGAAUUAAUGUUGCUGAAAGAGAAGGAUUAUGGACAUUCUUAUAUUUCAGUUAUUCAUUGGAAGAUUAAUUGGCAGUUGGUAUUUUGAAAUUUGAUAAUAAUGAUGAAGUAUUCCAUAUUCCAAUGAAAUGUAAUCAUGGUAAAGUUGAUUAUUUGAAAUUCACUUUGGGAUCUGCACCUCCUCAUUUCUAUCCAAGAUUUAAUGGUUAAUUUGCUAACUAUGCUGUCAAAUUAGGACCAGGUGCAUUUGUCAAGAAUUAUGAUGCAAAGAAGAAAUAUUUAGUAAAUAGAAUUCCACAUCCACCUGCUGAUGAUAAUAAAUUCAAAUAAUUAAAAGUUGUUGAAGGUGAGAAAUAAUUCAAGGGAGAUAGUUAAGAGGAAGUUAUUGUAGAAGUACCCAAUGAUUUCAGUAAAUUCUCAACAGAAUACUCAAUUUCAGGAUGGCUUAGAUGGGAUAAUCCAGCUCUUGGUGCUGCAUGGUAUAAUGUAUUCAGAUUGAGUUUGUAUAAUGGUGAUUAAAAUACUGAAGGUAGAUUUGGUGAUAGAGACUUGGCAUUAUUCAAACAUAAUACCUAUUAUCAAUAUCAUACCUAUAACUAUAAUCCAGGAUAACCAUGGACAUUUGAACAUGUAAUUCCUCAUACUGAUUAACAUUUGGUAUGGCACUUCUUCUAUUCUGGAUAUUCAAGAGAUAAAGGAAUUCAAUACCAUUAUAUUUCAUUCUAAGAAUCUGAUGUAGAGAAGGUCUUUGAUAAAUAAAAGCAUCUUGUUGUAAAUAAACACUAUUUGUCAUUUGGUAAAGAUUAUAAGAAGUUCUUCCCAUCACAUAGAGGAUUCACUGGUACUGCUAGUAUGGUUAAUUUGAAUUAUGGAGAAGGUGCAUUUACUAUGAAACCAUUUACUAAAAAGAAUGACUUAUUCUAAUUUGCUGAUGGAGAAAAGAAAUAUAGAAAACCAUUUGAAUUAAUAGAAAUAUGGAGUGAAAAGAAUAAAUUAAUACCUUCAAUUUCUGAUAGUAAUGAAAUAGUUUAAAAUGUUGAAUUGACAGAUGCUAAAGAUAAUAUUAGAGGAUUAGAUGAAUAUGGUUGGGUUGCAUGGGUUAGAUCAUCAAGAACUGAACCAAAGAAUUUACCUUUCAGACCACAUACUCACUCUAUUGCUAGACUAUCUACUUAAAGAGUUAACAAAAAUACUCAAUAACCAGGAGAUAGAGUACUUGUAGCAUGGUAAUAUUUCCCAACUUAUUAUUUCGCUACUUACACUUAAGGAAAUAAUGAUGUUGCUUAACAAGCUCCAUUCAAGAUUGUUGAUGGUAAUUGGAGAUUAAUUGCUAUGUCUUAUAAGAAGGGAUAAGUUAAAGCAUAUGUUUACUAUGAUGAAAAAGAUGUUGCUGAAUUAACAUUUAAUGUUAAACAUGAAUUAGUUAAUGAUUAUUUGAGAUUAACAUGUGGUGGAGAGACUGAAGUAUUCAAAUAUAAUAAUUUCAAUGGUCAUUUAUUAAAUAUUGGAUUAAGAUUAGGUUAAGGAGCCCAUAUUGCUAAUAAAGAAGAUCUAUUAAGAUUUAUAUAAGGUCCAUGGAAAUUACCAGAUGAAGUUUAAAUUGAUUAAUCUAGAGUAAGUUUGAGCAUAUUGAAAGAAAAGAAAGAAUUUAAGGCAGAUGGUGAACCAGUUUGGGUAACAGUCAAACCAGAAUCAGCAAGAGGAAAAGAUGAAUAUGCAAUUUCAGGAUGGGCUAGAUGGGUAGAUCCAGCAUAAAUUUAAGCAUGGCAUUUACUUUAUAGAGUAUAAAUUUUCGAUAAAGAUGCUGAUGGAUUGAAGAAUGCUGAUAGACCAGGAGAUAGAACAUUAGCUUGUUGGAAAGGUAAUGGAUUUUUCUAUAUUGCUACUUACACUGUUGAUUAAGGUCAUGGUGGAGCAUGGAACAUUGAAAGAACAAAUCCAUAUGAUGAAGUUAUGCAUAAGAAUUGGGUUUAUUUCUAUUAAGGAUAUUCAAGAUAGAAAUAGAAUGUUCACAUUUAUAUUAAAUAUCCAUCAAGAGAUGUUCACUUUGAUGUACCUGUUAAUCACUUUGUUCCAACACAAUUUUAUGUUUAAUUUGGAAAAGAUUAAUGGCAUGGUGGAUGGAAUGGUUUCCUUGAAUCAUGGUAUUUUAAUACUGGUAAUGGAGCAUACAAGACUUCAGAUUAUGGUGUAGAUGAAUCAGAUUAAUUAUCAUUUGGAUUUGGAGGAAGAGUUAUUCCAAAGCCUAAAAAUUGGGAAUCUAAAGAAAUGUUUUAAAAUAAUUGGGGACCUACAGAUCAAUCAUUAGGAAAGGAUGUUGAAAUUACAGAUGAUUUCAUUAAUGGAUUGACUGAAUAUGGAUAUGGAAUGUGGACAAGAUUUAUUUGGAAUGGUGAAAAGAAAUUAGUAGACAAACCAGCUUGGAUGGCAUUAUCUAGAUUGACAUACAGAUAAAACUAUUAAGGAGAUGCUGCUUAAAUUGGAGAUAGAUUAUUAGCUAUUUGGGUAGGAGCAGGUUUCUAUCACUUUACUACAUCUUUAGCAGGAAAUGGUAAUUUGGUUAAUAAUGUAAAUUAUAAUAAUUUAUUGGAUGGAUAAUGGAAUUACAUUUACUAUGGAUAUAAGAAAUUCGAAAAAGGAGGAAAUAUAGUAGGACAUGUAUUCUUUGGAGGAACAGCUGUUAGAACAACAAAUUUCCCUGAAAUAGUUAAUCAUACUCCAUUGUCUGAUUAUUUGUACUUCUGUGUUGGUAGUUCAGGUGCUAAAUUAAGAACAAACUAUCAUUCAUUUAAUGGACACAUCUCAAAUGUUGUAUUGAUGUUGGGAGAUGGUGCUUUCUACAAGAACCCAGAUGAUCUUAGAAAAUAAUUACCAGAAAUGCCUAAAUUCCCAUAAUUAGAACCAAUAAAGGAAGUAAUCUUUGAAGAAGCAAGAGAUAUGAAGAGAGAAGUAGCUUAAGUGGCUCCUGUUGAAUUUGCUGAUAAAUUUGCUGGAUAAUUUGAGUAUUCAGUUUCAAUUUGGUUUAAAUGGUCUACAAUUGCUAGAGCAACUUGGGAAAAUGUUUAUACUCUCUCUUACAAUGAACCAAAUAUAAGAGGAAAUCAUGUGAGACCUGGAGAUAGAGUGUUAUCAUUAUUCUAAUAUGCUGAUCACAGACAAUUCUUCAGUACUUAUACUAAUCCAGAUGUUGAUGAUGCAUUCUAAUAAAUCUUCACAGAGUGUCCAACUCCAGCUCUUGAUUAAACUGCUUGGGUUUAUGCUUAUUAUGCUUACAGUAGAAAAGCUGCUAAUGUUUAUAGUUUCUAUAAAACUAGAACAACUGAAUGUGAAAAGAAAUUACCAGCUUUCCAUAGAGUUCCUAGAUAUUUCGGAUUAUAUGUUGGAAAAGAUGGAAUACAUACUCCUUAUAAUGGAAAAUACUAAUAAUUAUAUUUGAUGGCUGGAAAUGGUGCCUAUAGAGAUAAGGAUGUUUUGAGUUUUGAUCCAUAUAUUGCAGGUGCUUUAGGAGUAUAAGCUAAACCAUAUAAAUGGACAGAAAAGAAAGAUGAAUUUGAAUAACCAUUUGAUGGAACAUUGUAAUAAGAAUUUGAUCCAGCAAUGGUAGAUGGGCAUUCAGCUUAUGCAAUUGGAUUCUGGAGUAGAUAUUUAACAGCUAUUCCAAAGAGAGUCUUAGAUAAACCAGCAUGGGUAUCUGUGGCUAGAUUUACAGUCAAUAAAGAUUAUUAAGAUCAAUCUAAGGUUGGAGAUAGAACACUUGCAUUAUGGUUAGGAAAAGGAUUUUAUGGAUUUAGAACAUAUAAUUUGGCUACUAAUACACCAACUAUUGCUUAGGAUAUCAAAUAUGAUGAUAAAUUAGAAGGAGAAUGGAAUUUCAUUUAUUUCUGUUUUGCUAGUUCAAAACAAUAAGCAAUAGGUUUUGCCAAAUUUGGUGGUUCAGGAGAUGUAAAGAGAGUUACCUUCCCAGAAAUCACACAUAAACCAAUUGAAGGAUAUGGUAAAGUCAUUAUAGGAAAGGAAUUCAGUUAUCCAGGAUUCAGUGGUAAAAUUGCACAAUUAUAAAUGAUUUUUGGUGGAUAAGGUUAUGUCCCUGAUGUAGAAUCUUUAGAAGCUUUAAUUAAAACAACAUUCCCAUAACCAGAUCUCAAUAUUCCUGAUACUUAAGUUCUUAAAAUAUAAGAAGAUGAAGUAGAAAAGAAGGUUGGAGAUAAUCCAUAAGUAACUGAAUGGCCAACUCAAUAUUAAGAAUCUCUUGAAUACUCUAUCUUUGGAUGGUUUAGAUAUGCUUCACCUAAAUUAUAGAGAGAUAAUAAUGUCUUUUUAAGAUUGACAAACAAUGAACCAGCUUAUAGAAAAGAAGCAGCAAUAGUAGGAGAUAGAACACUCUUGAUUAUGUACUAACCAAAUGAAGUAGUCUUCUCAACAUAUACACUUGGUACUAUAGAUGAUGGUUAAGUGGCUAACAUUAGAAAAGCCACUCCACUUGGAAACAACUUUGGAGUUUGGACUUAUGUUUGGUUUGGAUAUAGUUGGCCAAAGAAGGUUGCCUCAGGUAUUGUGAAAUUCCCAUCAGAUAAGGCUGUUGUUCCAUAUGAUAAUGUAUUACAUAUGGUACCUAAAUAUUUGGCCUUGUUUGCAGGAUCAGAUGGUUUAUUAGGAGGAUGGGAUGGACCUAUGAGAAAAGUAGGAGCAAUCUUUGGAAAAGGAGCAUAUAUUGAUCCAAAUAAAGGAAAUUAUGAAAAUAUGUUACCAAACUUAUUGGGAUUAUAAGCUAAGAAAUCAGAAUGGAAACCUGCCAAAGAAGAAAUUAUACUUGUUCCAAUUAAAGAUAAACCAGGAUAUGAUUUAACAUUUAAAGAUGAAGUAGGUGGUGUUACUGAAUAUGGUUAUGGAUUAUGGACAAGAUGGUUAAUGACUACACCAGAUAGAGUUGUUGAGAAAUCUCCAUUCCAUUAAUUAAUCAGAUUGACUAACACUGAGAAAUAUGAAGAUAAUGUUGCUCUUGGAAAUAGAGUAUUGGCAAUUUGGGCUGGUAAAGGAUAUUAUCAUUUCACUACUUAUGAUAAAAAGACUAAUAAGGCAUCUAUUUCAGCUAAUUCAAAUUAUGAUGACUACCUUGAAGGACAUUGGAAUUAUAUCUAUUAUUCAUUCACUGCUUAAGAUGCAGCUAGAGCUGUUGGUUUUGUUCAUUUUGGAGAUUUACCAGGAUAAACAGUUGCAAGAAUUGAAUUAAUAGAUAUUGCUCAUAAUCCAUUAAAUGGUUAUGCUAGAGUAGUAGUUGCUAAUAAUGAAUUUGGAUAUCCAUCAUUUAAUGGUAUGAUUACUGGAUUAAGAAUCUUCUUUGGAUAAGGUUUUGUUGGUUCUAAAGAAUAAUUCUUGAAAGAUGUCUUAUCAGUCUAACCAAAACCAUAAUUGACAGUACCUGCUAGAACAGACAUCAAUGUAUUGAAAGAAGAAAAAGUAGUAAAUAAGGGUGAUGCUGGAAUUCCAAUUAAGACUUAAUAUGAUCAAUAUUAAGGAGUUCUUGAAUAUGCAGUUUCUGGUUGGGUAUAAACUAGAAAAGGAUAAGCUGAUGAAUUAACAAGAAUGAUAUUUAGAUUAACUAUUAAUGAUCCAGCAAUUCAAAAAGAUAAAUCAUUGGCAGGUGAUAGAACACUUGCAUGUUUCUUAUUCAAAGAUGCAUUCACAUUCUCUACUUAUGAUUAUGGAGAUUUGGAUAAUAAUGGUGAUGAUUAAAAUGAUAUUUAAUGGCCUUCAAAGAUUGGACCUAAUAAUGGAGGUGAAUGGAUCUUCUUAUACUUUGGUUAUAAUUCUAAGAUUAGAAAAGCCUUUGCUUAUACUCUAUUCUUAAAUAGAGAAUUAGGAAAUUAAUAUAAUGAUUUGAAACACUUUGUUCCUAAUAAAUUCUGGUUCUAUUUGGGAGGAGAUGGAUUCAAUCAAUAAUUUGAAGGUACAAUGUUUAAUUGGAAUCUCAACUUUGGUGAUGGUGCCUUCAGUAAUAAACCUAAAUCAGUUAUUUCUUCAUGGCCUUAUGAACCAUAAUAAUAGGCAGCAGAUCAAGUACUCUCAGUCUUACUUGGUAACCAAGGUUUGAGCUCAAUCAAAUUGAGUAGAUUAGCUGGACCAGCUUCAGGAUAAUUUGAUGUUAAAGGAGGACCUGCUUCUGGAUAAUUCACAGUUAGUGGUGGACCAGCAUCAGGAGUUGUUGAAAAAACAGCAGGAGCUAAAUCAGGAGUUGUUGAAUAAUCAUAAGGACCAAAAUCUGGUUAAACUGAUACUGGGCCUAGACCUAAAUCAGGUUAAACUGAAACAGCUGAAGGACCUAAAUCAGGAGCUUAACAAUGA
Paramecium pentaurelia is the source of this 22886-nucleotide messenger RNA. NCBI's taxonomy places the organism in Eukaryota, Ciliophora, Oligohymenophorea, Peniculida, Parameciidae. The record is from the annotation of a GenBank genome assembly.